This is a messenger RNA of Sardina pilchardus (European sardine), 925 nucleotides long. It is a transcript of the gene mis18a, whose product is annotated as MIS18 kinetochore protein A. Gene Ontology annotation, cellular component: nucleus; chromosome, centromeric region; chromatin. The record is from RefSeq and is a predicted model, not a curated record. Gene Ontology annotation, biological process: CENP-A containing chromatin assembly; chromosome segregation. Lineage: Eukaryota; Metazoa; Chordata; Actinopteri; Clupeiformes; Clupeidae. The transcript is spliced from 6 exons. The coding region runs from base 27 to 575 and encodes 182 amino acids.
GGACUGUGCACAGCACCGCAGUGACCAUGGGUGACGGUUACCUGUCGGCCUCCGUGUCGGCGGUAGGAGAGGCCACGUACACGCUGGGCGGGGAGGAGGACAGCGACGCGCCCGCCGUGUUCUUCUGCGUCAAGUGCAGGCUGCCGCUGGGCGACUCGUUCUCCUGGUCCGGCACGGACGAACAGCAGAACCACAUACUGCUGCGGAGGGUCAGCAACAAUGUUGCAGUUGGCCGGGAGCCUCUCUUCGCCGGGAAGUACAAGAAGAUGGGCUGUGUGAUCCGGACCCUGAGUUGUCUUGGCUGUUCCGCGCCGAUCGGAAUCAUGUACGUGUCGACGCCCAGAGAACUGGACCAUCGCAGGUCUCUCUUCAGCAUGGACGUGGCCAGAAUCGACAGCUACGUAGUGGGGUCCUCCAGCCAGCAGAGGGCAGCGCUGAGCUCAGAGAAGACUCCCGUCACCCUGGAGUACAGGGAGGGCGUCCAGCAGCAGCUCAACGAGGUGAAGGCUCUAACCGUGGCGAUAGGACAGAGGCUGUCUGAGAUCGAGGCCGACCUGCAGAACAAGUCUGUAUGACCCCGAUGGCCUUCACACGUUAUUGGUGACUUUGACAACCCCACUCACCCUCACCAGUGGUGACUUUAACAACCCAAACCACCCACUUUGUUUGAGAUCAGUGGUGACCUUUACAACCUCGACCCCCAGUGACUUUCACCUGUGUUGGCGUUUUCAACCCCAUUGGACUUUUACGAUGACCUCUAUACGACCGCAGAUGACCUUCACACUUGUGGCAUUAAUGAGUUUUACUGACACCCACUCUGCUUUUUUAUGCAGCGUCACAAAUACACAGCAGUCCUUCGUACAGGUCUUAGAAAGCAUCAUUUAAAGUGUGGAUUUAAAAAACAAGUCAGUUCUGUUGUAGUUAA